GACCUUUAUUCGACGGACCGAGUCUCCGCUGCCCUGGCACUGAAAUCUUAGACCUCACCUAGAUAUCUCUAACAACCACUUGACCAUCCACGUCUAGAUGAUAGACCAUCCACGUCUAGAUGAUAGACGGAGCCUACUUCCGGUUCCCCCGCUCAGGGGGGAGUACAACCACACGCGCGUCAACACCGAGCUGGAACGUUAGAAUUGUCAUCAGCCUAUCAGGUACACGAGACGGCGAAACUUCGGGUCUUGGUAUUUAAAAGGGGGGUUGAUAACCGUUUGAAGUCGUCCUCCUAAUACUACAGUAAGUAGGUGAGCUAGUCUAUCCCCGGAGUUGUAUAUAUAGGAGGGCAAAGGUCAACUAGAGAAAUCUAGAUGGAGCAUCAUGGUGUAGAAAACUACCGCAUAGCAGCUGAUUCCUCUCUCGUAUGGUGGGAGCUUAGAAUCGGCCGAACCGUUCACUGAAACACCAACCAUGUCUCUGCUUAACGGUGCCGAGGUCUCGAUCUCGUGCCACUGCGGCGCUGCGAAGCAGACGGUGUCGCUGGCGCUGUCGCCGUCGCCGUCGGGUCUUACGUGCGGCGUCGACCUGUGCCAUUGCGACACGUGCCGCCAUAGUUCCGGCCUGCUGUGCGUCUCGUACGCGCCGCUCCUGCAGCCGCCGCAGUCGCUGAGCGGCCUCACCGCGUAUCCCCCUCGGCCUCCCAGCGCCGAGCCACCCGCUGAUGAAUCAGAAGGCUUAGGAGGGGGCCGAGGAGGAAGAUUGUCGCGGCGCUACUUCUGCGACCGGUGCGGGUGCCAUGUGUUCCGCGAGCAGCUACGGCGGCAGCCCGCAGCGCCCGCCGCCCCGAGCGCCGCCACCACCGCUGGCGAGGAGCGGACCGGCGAGGGAGAAGGGCAGGCGUGGGGCGUGGCUACGGGGGUGAUCAUCGGACGCGCCGCAGCCGCCGACGAGUCGCGCUCGGGCGCGGACGGCGACGCCGGCGAGGAGCGCCCGCUGCUCCGGUGCGUCGGGCACGCGAACGUCGCGGACACCCUCGACGGCGGCCUGGCGCGCUUCGUACGGCUCGCCGGGGCGCCGGCGGACCCGGCCGGCGGCGAGCGCGGGCCGGGCGCCCCCCGCGACGACGCGCUCGAGGCGCGCUGCCGCUGCGGCACGCUGCGCUUCCGCAUCACGCGCCCGGACGCGGCCAGCCGGCUGCCGCGCUCCAACUUCCCGGACCUCACGCUCGCGUACUGCGCGGCGCCGAGCGCCGCGGUCGCGAACCCGCGCGACGAGAAGUGGUGGCUGCGCGCGGGCGCGGGCGCGGCGCCGGGCGCGGCGCCGACGAGGUACCUCGCGGGGACGUGCUCGUGCCGCUCGUGCCGCGUCACGGCCGGCUUCGAGAUCCAGACGUGGGCGUUCGUGCCGCGCAGCAACAUCUUGGUGCACGCGGCGGCGGCGGCGGCGGCGGGGGGGGGCGACGCCCUCGCGCCCCUCGACUUCUCGGCCCCGGCGGCGCGGCUCCCGCUGCGCAGCUACGAGAGCUCGGCCGGCGUGCGCCGCGAGUUCUGCCCCCGCUGCGGCGCCACCGCCUUCUGGCGCGACCGCUGGCGCCCGGACCUCGUCGACGUCGCCGUCGGCCUGCUGGCGGCGCCCGAGGGCGCGCGCGCCGAGGCCUGGCUCGACUGGUGGACCGCGAGGGUCAGCUUCGCCGAGGACGCGGCCGCGGGGAGGCGCGGCGGCGUCGCGGCGUGGGCGAAGAGCUUGGUGGCGGCCUUGGAGCAGGGAUUGGCGGCGUGGGCGGAGGAGAAGGAGAAGGAGAGGGAGAGGGAGAGGGGAGGCUGACGGAUAGGGGCGGUCGGGGAUGCUCUGCAUGAGGGACGAGCGCGCGCGAAUAUGGCUGGGAUGCUGCUCGGGAGACUGGGUUAUCGAGGCUGCUAGUGUGGAGGAGCGCUACGGUGUUUAUUCAGUCCGUCAUGUGCCGAGACAUCUUAUUGGGAUGCUGUUGCUACCCGCGGGCCUCAGCUAUAAAGAAUCAAGGCGAGAGACGCCGGAGCUCUCGAGCCUACUACAUACCAACUCCUCGGAUAUGUGAAGGCACGAAGUGCUACGCAUCAUGGACGUUCUGACUACCUCUAUCCACGAUCCACAGAAUGUGACAACAGCUGAGACAGCUUGAGCCCUGUAAUAAUCUUAUACGGAUACUCCAGAUACAGUGAGCCAGAUGCUAGCUGCCCCUAUUCGUCUUUCAUGAACACCACGUUGUAUCUUACGCUUCU
Messenger RNA from Durotheca rogersii, 2262 nucleotides. RefSeq lists its product as uncharacterized. The transcript has a single exon. NCBI's taxonomy places the organism in Eukaryota, Fungi, Ascomycota, Sordariomycetes, Xylariales, Xylariaceae. Gene Ontology annotation, molecular function: carbon-sulfur lyase activity. Bases 476 to 1828 code for a protein of 450 amino acids. The record is from RefSeq and is a predicted model, not a curated record.